Messenger RNA from Misgurnus anguillicaudatus (oriental weatherfish), 1681 nucleotides. It is a transcript of the gene prelid1a, whose product is annotated as PRELI domain containing 1a. Lineage: Eukaryota; Metazoa; Chordata; Actinopteri; Cypriniformes; Cobitidae. Gene Ontology annotation, cellular component: mitochondrial intermembrane space. The record is from RefSeq and is a predicted model, not a curated record.
CCUACACAGCUCUGUAACGCAGAUGUCUGCGGAUGUGACGUACUAACCGUGACCUUCCUCCCUUCAGUAACGUACAGUCAUGUAGACGAGCAAUAUGAAUCAGUUGGAAAUGUAGAAUAGAGAAUCACUUCAGGAAACGCUUAACCGUCAGUUUACACAGUUUUCCGCAGAAGUGGGAACAAUGGUGAAGUAUUUCAGCUGUUCAGGCUUUCUGAAAAGCUCAUGGGACCAAGUGUUUCUGGCCUUCUGGCAGCGAUACCCAAACCCCUACAGUAAUCAUGUUUUAACUGAAGACAUCAUAUUUCGGGAGGUCACUCCGGACAACCGGCUCAUUUCCAGACGUCUCUUGACCAAAACGAGCAGAGCUCCUCGCUGGGCGGAGAAGUUUCUGCCGGCACACAUGGCACAGAAGGCUUUUAUUAUCGAAGAUUCAAUAGUUGAUCCUCAGGACAAAACCAUGACCACGCUUACCUGGAACAUCACUCACGCUCGUGUGAUGAGUAUUGAAGAGCGAUGUGUGUACAGCGUGAACUCCGAAAACAACAACUGGACCGAGAUCAAGAGAGAGGCCUGGAUAUCCUCCAAGCUGUAUGGUCUCUCUAGAGCUAUUCAGGAAUUUGGUCUUGCCCGGUUUAAGAGCAACGUUACGAAAACCAUGAAAGGCUUUGAGUUUGUCCUGGCCACAAUGCAAGGUGAAACACCCACAAGGACUUUGGCGGAAACGGCAACUGUAAAGGCUCGUGAAACUGCACUCGCUGCCAAAGAGAAGGCUAAAGAUUUGGCCACGCAAGCUCAGAAGAAGCAGUACGUAUGAUGGAAGUGACGCAGCAGGCGGCGUGUCCGGACUCUCCCUGUGCUUCCCAACAGAGAUGUGCCAUUCCAUCAAAUAGGAAGAUUGUUUCCGAAAGGUACACAUUUUGGAUGUCUCACUGAUGAAACACACCUGCUUCAACUUAUCAGCUCAUGAGUAAAGACUUCAAGACCUGAAAUGGGUGUGGUUGAUGAGCGGACAUCCAAAAUGCGCACUCUUCAGGAACAGGAUCGAGCUCCAAUGAAUUAUGGCACAAAUUAGAUGGGUUUUGUUGAAUAAUUCUAGAUGAACAUUUUGGGACAUUACCAUUUAACAAAUUGGAGAAAAUGCCUAUCCAGAUUCUUCCGAAUUAGAAUGCAUUUCGUAAACGGAUGUGCUCUUCAACCAAAACCCUCAAGUAGGUACGAUUUAUGCAGCAACGUCCUCUUGCUUCUAGUCUAAUUUUACAUGAAUUGUUUGCAUUUUAGAUGUUGUCUUUACAAAGACUGUUCUGGAAAUCAAUUGAACUUCUCUGAUUUUGAUAAUUUUCCAACACUGCCAUCUCUGAACUUUCAUGUUUACUCUUGCUGAGGUCAAUGUGUUUGCUGCUUCAAAUUGAAGUUCUCUCUGCAUUGAUGGGUCCACAGUUCUAGCGGUUUUUAUUUAUACGUGAUAUCUACAGUGUUCUGCAAUAGGGCCUGAUCUUUGGCAUUGAAGAGCAUAUGUCAGAAAGGAUCGCAGUGGACGGCAAUGUCCGUAUACAAAUGUGAAAAUUUCAAAUGUUGAAUGACUGAAAUAAAUGACUUUGUUUAAUGAAAAACGGUAAACAAAUGUUUUAUACAGUAGCUCUUAACAAUUGUUUGAGAUCAACAAUAAAUAUUUUCUAUCCGA